CCCAUAGCGGAAAACUUGAAUAAAACUUUAUUCCUGCAAAAAAUAAAAUAAAUUUUCCGUUGGCACCACUGUCUUGCAAAUUGAGGUCGUCGUCAGGUGAUUAAAAAUCAUGAAAUUGUGAAUAAUUGUCGAGAAAAUUAUUCUAAUUCUCUUUUAUAAAUGGAAAUAAGUAUUAGAAAAACAAAAUUCUUUUGAAAAAUAAGUAAUUAUCAACGUGUGAUAUUCAGGUAAUGCUGUCAUGAAAAUAUACUUAUCUUGAGGUUAGGUUUUUUCAAUCAUCAUCACAAUUAUAUUUUAUUAAAAGUAGAACAAAUGAAAAAAUGACAUUAUUGUACAAGUGUAUAAUUAACAACACAAUAAUUCAGAAUUCUAAUCGAAUAUGUUUGAGUUCAUCAUGCCUUUUUCGCUCGAUUCAUCUUUCACGAAGAAAAUGUACGUGGCCAAGUUUACGACAUUACACGACCAAUACAAUAAAAACAAAAGUUAUUGAAAAUACAACAAAAAAUAUUAAUAAAAAACGUGAUUCUGAAUUAAAAAAAUUAUUCGCUUUAGCGGUACCAGAAAAAUGGAGACUUGCAAGUGCUGUGGCUUUUUUACUUGUAUCAUCAAGUGUAACAAUGGUUGUACCUUUUUGUUUAGGAAAGAUUAUUGACCUUAUUUAUUCACCCGAUAGGGAAAAAACAAAAGAAAAUUUAAACCGCGUGUGUCUUACAUUAUUGGGUGUAUUUAUUAUUGGUGCAAUAUGUAAUUUUAGUCGUAUUUAUCUUAUGUCAACAUCGGGACAUAGAAUUACACGUAGUUUAAGAAAAAAAGUCUAUUCGGCAAUUAUUCGUCAAGAAACGGCAAUGUUUGAUAAAGUUAGCACUGGCGAACUUGUUGGAAGAUUGGCAGGUGAUGCUCAAUUAGUGAGUUCAUCGAUAACCAGUAAUGUUUCGGACGGAUUGCGAUCAACAAUAAUGACGACAGUGGGAAUAUCAAUGAUGGUUUAUGUAUCGCCUCAAUUAUCAUUGGUUGGUUUACUUGUAAUUCCUCCAGUUGCUGGAUUAGCAAUUGUCUACAAUGGUUUUGUAAAAAAAAAUUCUAAAGAUGUACAGGACAAUUUAGCAUCAUUGAGCACAACGGCUGAGGAGAAAAUCAGUAACAUUAGAACAGUGAAGGCAUUUGCUCAAGAAGUUAAUGAAAUUGAAAAAUACAAUCGAAAAUUACAGGAUUUAUUAACACUUUGCUAUAAGGAAAGUUUAUACAGAGGAUUAUUUUUUGGAAUGACAAAUUUUUCCGGCAAUAUAAUUAUUCUUUCAGUUCUUUAUUAUGGUGGUUUUAUGCUGUCAGAUGCACGAAUUACUGUUGGUAGCCUUAGUGCUUUUUUGAUUUACGCCGGUUAUGUUGGAUUUUCCAUAAGUGGAGUUUCGAGCUUUUACUCGGAACUUAAUAAAGCACUUGGAGCGAGUACACGACUUUUUGAAUUAAUUGAACGUCGUCCAACAAUUCCAAUUGAAGGUGGAAAAAUUCUCAAUUCUGAUUUAUCCGGUGAUGUGAGAUUUGAAAAUAUUAGCUUUGCUUAUCCAACGAGAAAAGAUUCUUGGAUUUUGAAUGAUUUUAAUUUACAUCUACCAAAAUCAUCGAUAACGGCAGUUGUUGGUCCAUCUGGUUCGGGAAAAUCGACUUUGGCUUUAUUACUCCUCAGACUUUAUGAUCCAAAUAAAGGUUCUAUUUUAAUGGAUGGCCAUGAUCUUAGGGAUCUUGAUCCCAUUUGGGUCAAGUCUUUUCUCUCAGUUGUACCACAGGAACCAACACUUUUUAAUGAGACUAUUCGUGAAAAUAUUAUUUAUGGGACAAAGGAUGUUACUGAAAAUGAUGUGCUGGAAGCUUCGAAAAUUUCAAAUGUUUUCGAAUUUGUAAAUAGAUUGCCAAAAGGCCUGGAUACUCUUGUUGGAGAAAGAGGUAUCACUCUCAGUGGAGGUCAACGUCAAAGGGUUGCUAUUGCGAGAGCUUUAAUUAAGAAUCCGAGGAUUUUGAUAUUGGACGAGGCAACAAGUGCCUUAGAUGCGGAAAGUGAACAUUUGGUGCAAGAAGCAUUAGAGCGAGCAUCUCGGGGUAGAACAGUAUUGACGAUAGCGCACAGGCUCAGUACAAUAAAAAAUGCUGACCAGAUAGCCGUCUUAGAUCAAGGUCGAAUUAUUGAAACUGGAACGUACAACGAACUGAUAGCACUUGAGGAAGGAUUUUUCAAAAAAUUGAUCAAGCAUCAGACGUUCAGUUAGUUUUAGCAUCAUUCACACACAUUUGUCUGGGAGGCUCGCGAGCAGAUAACGUUGACUACUGAAUAAUCUGUGUUGUAUAAAACUGGACUUUGCCCUCUGACGCACAACCGGUCCGCCUACGUUUGCAUUUUUCUUUUUUUUUUUUUUUUUUUUUGCAAACAGAAAGUAUUUGAGAAAAAUCAAAAUGUGAACCUCUGCUCGAAAGGCGGAGCCUUGUAAUAAUUUAAUUGCAAUGUCCAUUGGUAUUUAAAAUUAAAGCAAAAAAUAAGUUUGGCGCCUAACGAUGAAGGGGGGAGAAUCUCUCGUAAAAGUCAGUGACAUCGACUACUUAUGAACUUUCCCCCUCUAGCAGCAUACAAAGUGAUUCUCAAAUCGAGGAGCGUUAAACUUGUUUUAUUUGCAUUUAUCUCGAAAAACCGUUUGAAAAACCGGCUUUUGAGAAAUUAAAACUGAAUUUUAUUUUUUAAAUCAAAGGGUAAAAUCGAUAAUUUAUAUAAAAAUCGAGAUAAAAAAUUGUCAUCUCAUACUUUCUCUCAUCCCUCUUUUACUUUUUUUUUCCUCCCUCUCUUUCUUUCGCUUUAUUCUUUCUGGAUCUCCUUUUGAAAAUCUCAUUCUACGAGCGGGAAAUCGAGUUUUACGCUAAACUUUGGACUUUGAUUGAGAUUAUUACGCGAGUUAAGAUCUUUCUGAUAAUACUGAAGCCCGGUGCGUGCAAUUUGUUAUUUCUCACACAAGUAUUUAAUGUUGAUUAGUACAUGUGUGCAUGUUUAUGAGAUACUACGAGUUGCAGCGCUUCACCAGUGUGUUCGAAUUCGUUGAGGAAUACAGACGCAAAUUUAUAAUUGUAUAUACGUGUAAGUCUACUGUGUGAUAGUUAUUAUUAUUAUUAUUAUUUUUUUUUUUUUUGGAAGAGGUAUAAUAAAACAUUUAUCUACAUAAA
This is a messenger RNA of Leptopilina boulardi, 3201 nucleotides long. RefSeq names its product ATP-binding cassette sub-family B member 10, mitochondrial-like. Lineage: Eukaryota; Metazoa; Arthropoda; Insecta; Hymenoptera; Figitidae. Gene Ontology annotation, cellular component: membrane. Bases 321 to 2261 code for a protein of 646 amino acids. Gene Ontology annotation, molecular function: ABC-type oligopeptide transporter activity; ATP hydrolysis activity; ATP binding. The transcript has 4 exons. Gene Ontology annotation, biological process: transmembrane transport. The record is from RefSeq and is a predicted model, not a curated record.